Messenger RNA from Letharia columbiana, 2646 nucleotides. RefSeq lists its product as uncharacterized. The transcript is spliced from 3 exons. The coding region runs from base 1 to 2646 and encodes 881 amino acids. NCBI's taxonomy places the organism in Eukaryota, Fungi, Ascomycota, Lecanoromycetes, Lecanorales, Parmeliaceae. The record is from RefSeq and is a predicted model, not a curated record.
AUGGCGGCGCUAGAAGCCAUAAGGCUAACCCUUGCUCGCCAAAUGGAGCGCCAAGCCAAUUACUUUCCUUCUCUUCCUCGACCCUCAUCCUAUCUGCCACCAUUCAGAUACCUUCGUACCCGCCGCCUCGUCUUUACCUCUGAGCUUCUCCCUCAUAGGUUUGGCGCGCAAAAGCGCCGGGCUAUUCUAAACAUUUUCCGGACAAAAGCACCGUACAUACCAGCGUGCAUCAACAUUGCUCCUGGUAUGCCUAGGAUGCAGUAUCACGUUUUUGAUGAGAAACCUCCAAUUGAUAAUGUGCCCUAUCAUGCACCACUUGGACCAAAUAGGCUGGGUUGGCCAAAGGAUAGCCUGCCUCUCGAGGUGUUCCAUAACAUCGCUGGUCAUCUUUCUCGCGAUGACCUGUUGCAGAUGCGCUUGGUAAACCCUGAAUUUGAGCGGAAGACAUCCAACAUUGUCUUUCAUACAGUGGUCGUGCCUUUUCGGCCAGAGAUCUAUGGCAUGAUGAUUCAUGAUGGUCCUGCUCUGGACACAAAAAUUGACACCAAGGGCAAAGGAAAGGCCACAGAAAUAUAUGGACCGGUUGAGCAAGAAAGGACUGUCCAUGACGGAAUGAAGGUAUUCCAAGCAUGGGGGCCCCACAUCAAGAAGUUUGCAAUGGCUUUCGAUGUGGAAGAGGACCAAUUGGUGAAGCCUCCAGUCAAAGGCAAAUUCGAAUUCUUCUCGGAAUUUUGGGGCAAGUACAAAUGGCCCCAUCCAUACUACAGUAGAUUCGACUUCUGCGCAGGCCUCGAAAAGAAAGCCGACGAAUUCCGAUGCAUGUCUGCGGCACUUUCCAACCUUCAGGGAGUCCGUGAGCUCGGUGUAUCCAUCGACAGUGGUCUCGGAUACCUUUGUGGACCAGACAUCUCUGAUCAUGCUCAGCUCUUCCAAGAGAAGCCUAAGAUCUUUGGUGUCUCAGAAACUCAGAAGAGCUUGAAACUUCUCGAGCGUCAAGGUUUAUGGAACGGCAUCGUACGCUCGCUCGGUCCCGCCACUGCUACAGACUAUGUCAUACAAGGGGACACCAUCCUGGCCAAUCAAACUUCGCUCAUGCCAAAUGAAUUGGGAUACUUCGAAGUCCACCUCCACUUCCCGCCAAACCCUCGUUCGGACUCCUGGCUUGUGGGCUCUCCGAGACUUAGAGGCCCUCGCGUCGUGUUCGUCGAUGCAAAUGGAGACAGGCCUACGGAUCGACCUCUCGUCUUUCAAGGUAUCAACCUCGCCUACACUCCUCAUACUGGUGGAGCGACGGAGGCCCUCACAAUCGGAGAUGUGAACAUUCAUGACCCUGCUUCAUUCCAGGGGCGGGAAAAGAGCCCCUUUCAUACUGCUGCUUUGAUUCCCAACAACCUCACGCCUGCACAGAAGGAAUGGCUCUUAGAGACCGAAUGGGCUCAACGUGCGUUCCUUUCAAGCUACUGCAUGGCCUUGACGGACAAUUCGCAUACAUUUCAACAUGUGCAGUCUUUCACUGUGGCCAAAUUGUCUAGCAGAUACCUGUCAGCUCUUCAACGCGAAGACUUUUGGAAAGCUCUUCCGAACCUAAACACCCUGACCAUCAACGUCUCCGCCGACUGGCGCAACAUUAUCAAAUCAGACUCUGGUGUUGUUGAAGCUCCAGAUAUUCGCCCCUCUGGCGCUACAACGCAAUUCCACAAGCUUCUUGCGACAUGUAUUGCUGUUGUUCCAGGGAUCAAAACCUUGAGCCUAGGCUACUUUGGUGGUGGGGAGCAUCAAGUUGGAAUCUUCGGGCGUAAUAAGCAUAUCUUUCCUGCGCCUCUGACCAAUUUCUCCGAUCACCAUGCUGCUACGAGCGUCAAUGCUGACAUGCUUGCGCUACCACAUGUCGAGCACCUAACUCUCACCAAUUGUUGGAUUACUCCACCUGCACUCAAGACCUUCGUCGCGCAGAUGCGUGCAGCCAGUCUGCGUACCCUCACAUUAGAUUCAGUAUCGCUCACAGGUCACUCGGGGGUCCUGGACAACAUGGAGCCUAAUCCGCUUGAUAAUGGGGUGCUACGUAUUCCCGAUGGACCUCCACGACGAUUCGGCGAUCCUGCUGUGGGAAAUCUAUUCCAGCAAAGAGGCAGUGCCCCAGAUCCACGAUCUGACGGGACUGGAUGGAUGGUCGAAUCACGUCGCAUCGGCUCCUGGGGCAAUGUCAUCGACGCAAUCACUCCAGGGCCUACCGUCAACCUCUUGCGCUACGCCUAUCAACACCUCCACGACGUGCCUAAAAUGCGUAACCCAGGUCCACUUGAGCGUAUUAACUUCGUCUCAUGCGGCUAUGUCAAGCUUGUCAAUAUGAAGGACUUCAACCAAGCCUUCCUCGGCGAGGUCAACAACAAUCCUCCCCAUUGCCUUCGCAAGCGUGCUCUCGAUUUGAUGCCUAUUAUGAUGCAUCGCAAUGAUGACCCUCUUCUGGGACAAAUCAUCCCACUGUUGCACGACCACGAGCUGGAGGUUUUUCAGACUGCCUUCCCCAUGGAGACCAAUUGGAAGGAUGUGACUGAAUGGGACAACUGUCAGGACGGGCAACCCAUCGGCGGAUCCGGUCGCUUCAGUGGCCAUGUGAAAAAAUUGAUUUUCCCUACCGAGUGUUGA